Messenger RNA from Hipposideros armiger (great roundleaf bat), 3930 nucleotides. RefSeq names its product dehydrogenase/reductase 7 (gene DHRS7). The coding region runs from base 117 to 1136 and encodes 339 amino acids. The record is from RefSeq and is a predicted model, not a curated record. Gene Ontology annotation, molecular function: oxidoreductase activity. The transcript is spliced from 7 exons. NCBI's taxonomy places the organism in Eukaryota, Metazoa, Chordata, Mammalia, Chiroptera, Hipposideridae.
GAGCCGGGCGGCGCUGCUCGCAGUCGGGCUGGGAGGCGGUCGCGCGGGUCCUUGAGCGCUGCUCCGCGGCUCCGCGAGGUUCUUCUUUCUCCCGCGGAUCCGGCGCGCGGACCGCGAUGAGCUGGGAGCUGCUGCUCUCGCUGCUAGCGCUGGGCGCGCUGCUCGCGUUCGUGGUGCAGCUGUUGCGCUUCCUGCGGGCCGAUGGCGACUUGACCCUGCUGUGGGCCGAGUGGCAGGGGCGACGCCCAGAAUGGGAGCUGACCGACAUGGUGGUGUGGGUGACUGGCGCGUCAAGUGGGAUCGGAGAGGAGCUGGCUUACCAGCUCUCUAAACUAGGAGUUUCUCUUGUGCUGUCAGCCAGAAGAGUUCAUGAGCUGGAAAGGGUGAAAAGAAGAUGCCUUGAAAAUGGCAAUUUAAAAGGAAAAGAUAUACUUGUGUUGCCUCUUGACCUGACUGACAUAAGUUCCCAUGAAGCGGCUACCAAAGCGGUUCUCCAGGAGUUUGGUAAAAUCGACAUUCUGGUUAACAAUGGUGGAAGAUCCCAGCGUUCUUUGUGUGUGGAAACCAGCCUGAAUGUCUACAAGGAGCUGAUAGAGCUUAACUACUUAGGGACAGUGUCCUUGACAAAGUGUGUUCUGCCUCACAUGAUCGAGAGGAAGCAAGGGAAGAUUGUGACUGUGACCAGCGUCCUGGGUGUCAUGGCUGCGCCCCUUUCUAGUGGGUAUUGUGCCAGCAAACAUGCUCUUCAGGGUUUUUUUAAUGGCCUCCGAACUGAACUUGCCUCAUACCCAGGUAUAGUAGUUUCUAACAUUUGCCCAGGACCUGUGCAGUCAAAUAUUGUGAAGAAUUCCCUAACUACAGAAGUCACAAAGCCUCUAGGUAAUGAUGGAGACCAGUCCCACAAGAUGGCAACCAGUCGUUGUGUGAGGCUGAUGUUAAUCAGCAUGGCCAAUGAUUUGAAAGAAGUUUGGAUCGCCAAGCAUCCUUUUUUGUUAAUGAUAUAUUUGUGGCAAUAUAUGCCAACCUGGGCCUGGUGGAUAACAAAUAAAUUAGGGAAGAAAAGGAUUGAGAACUUUAAGAAAGGUCUGGAUGCAGAUGCUUCUUAUUUUAAAAUCUGGAAGACAAAACAUGACUGAAGGAGUACUUGCCUUUUUCAAGCCACUGGAGGGAGAAAUGGAAAACAUGAAAACAGCCAUCUUCUUAUGCAUUGAAGACUAACUUGCGGUUUUACUUCUUAAUAGAUAGAACUUUCAACAUGUCAUAAAUAAAAAGUUGCCAUAAUCUUUCAAUAAAGAUAGUAAUACCUACAGCAUGCUUGGAUAAAAGAGCAUUUUAACAUACUGUAGCAUUAUGCUUAAGAUCUAGAUCAGCAGAAUGCUAACCAAAGAAGUACAGCAAUCCAUUUAACAUAAAAGUAUGGAAUAAUACAUGAAGCAGAGUGCUGGGUAAUGACAAAAUAUAAAGAAAAAUCUGAAACGGUCCUGUCUCCAAGGCACUCUCUUAGAAAAAUUGACAGGCACAAAUGACUGUAAUUUGAAGCAGUAAAUAGGACUCUUAGUAGCCAUAAUUUAUUAAAUGCCAUUUGACCUAUUAUAUGCCAUUUGUUGUACUGAGGUGCUUUGUAUUGGUUAAUUCAUUUAUUCCUCAACAGCACACUAAGGUAGUUGGUAUUAUCCAUCUUUAGAGAUGAAGAAAGAGAUGCCCAGAGCAGGUAGGUGUUUCUUUCCCAAGGUCACAGAGCUAGUAAGGCGGAAAAGUCAUGAUUUAGCUCAGCUCAGGAAGACUCCAUUGGUAACUCCUUACUCUAAUUAUUAUAAUUCAUUUUACUUUAAUCUUUAGCACCUUACAGUAGAAAACAUGCAAUGGCCACAACAGGAAAUCAAAUAUUCCUUAACUCUCUACUGUCAAGGGGUUGUAACAGGAGAAGAAAAACAUGGUUCUUCUUUAGAAGCAGUUAACAGUUUAGCUAUUACCAAGGUAACAUAGAUAAAAUAACUGUGGAAUAGUUGUUGAGGAAGUUGCAAGUCACCCUGGUGGCUAUUCUUGGGAAAGGGGGAAGGUGAUAAUGUGGUGGAGGUACAUCAUGGGGUAUAAAAUCAACAGAAGAAACACAUACAUGCAUACACAGCAACAUGGAUAUAUCUUAGAAGCAUGGUGAUGAGUUAAGUAAAUGAACUAUAACAGUUCUGUUUAUAUACACUUAAAUUUAUGUGCAUAGACGGUAGUGCUUGUUUUGCAAGAAAACAUACAAUGAAAAGAUAAGCAUUAGAUGUAUUAUAAUGGCUGCUUAGGAUGGGGAGAAGAAUGGAGGUGUUCUGUUGGGGGUAAAAUGUAAUAAACAAGAAAGGGCUCUUGUACAACCAGUGAUGGAAAUGAUGAUUAAUUGAAUACACACUGCACCUGGGGUAAAAACAAAAAACGAAUUGUUGGAAGAAUUCUAGAAUGCUACAAGAUAACACAUAUGUCAUGUGGCAUGCAAAUAUCAGUAGUUCCGAAGAGGAAGUGAUUUGCAGAUAGUGUAGAAAGUCUUUGUGGAGAAGGUGUGACUUCCACUGAGCCUGGAAAGGGUGGAAUUCCCACUGAGGCUGCAGGAGAUGGGGUCCAGGUCAAUUUUGUUGUACUUGUGUCAUUGAACCUCCAGGGCUUGGCAUUGUGUUUGCCAGUGUUUAGGGCUUGUUGGGAUUAUGUAAGCCCGGCAUUCUUUGCCUCCAGAAUGUCAUGAGUGAAAAUUUAGACUGAAAUUAGCAUAGUUUGGGAAUGGGAAAAUGAGUUCAGUUUGCUCAAUUACUCCAGCCAAUGAAGGGUAGAAGAGAUAUAAAUUAAAAUUUUAGAAAUUCAUCUGUAUGGUGUUUUUCUAUGGUAUGUAAUUAAUACACACUGUUCUGUGUAUAAACCCUGUUUCUUCCUUAGGUUCUUUUGUCAGCAGCCGGAGAUGGAAAGGCAGAUUUUUGUCAAAGUUUAUUUUGUUAAAGGUAGUCAAGAGCUGUGAAACCGAGUGUUCACAUAUUGAGUUUUUAAAAAGUGGUUAUUUUGCACUGACAUCUCAUUUCCUAAUUAUUAUCUCGAAUGGCCCUUUGAAAUAGGAAGGAAAUGGUGUGCUCAUUCUAGCGGUGCUGAAGCUGAGGCAUAGAUGGGGUUGUGCAAGAGCAGAACUGGUAAGUCGGGAGAAGAGUUCCCAGUAGAAGCUAUGGCUUCAGGGUCAGACUGGGUACACCAGUAAGUCACAUGAGGCCUCAGUUAAUCAGUUAUUCAGAGGCAGAUUUAAUGAACAUUCUAUUAUUUUUAACACCUGUUUUGAAGUAUAAUUGAUGUACAAUAAACUGCACUUAUUUAAAGUACACAAUUUGGUAAGUUUUAUCUUUCUCUUCUUUUGCCUUAUUACACUUUUCCCCUCAGUUAGCUUAGUAGUUAUAUACUUGUUGUUUUUUUUUAAUUUUAGUGGUUAUCUAUAGAUGAUACAGCAAAAUCUAAUUUACUUGGUGCUUUUAACUUCUUUCUGAAUAACACAAAGAUCUAGAACUUUGUGUUAACUUCUGCACCAACUUGUAUUCUAUUAUUGCCAUGUAUUUUAACAUUUAUUUUAACCUCCAAACUAUUUUAUAUCAUUAGUAAUAUAACCAUAUAAUUACCUUUGUUAUUACUGUUCAUUCCUUCCUGUAUCCCUGAGCUGUUUCUGGAUUAUUUUCCUCUGUAUGAAAAAUACUCUAUUACUUGUUUCCUUUUAUGAGAACCUGCUAUUGAAUUUAUUGUGUUUGAAAGUGUCUUUACCUUCAUUCUUAAAGAGUUGUUUUGGGGGGAAAGGCUGAGUAUAGAAUUCUGUUCGCAGUUACUGUUUUUUUAGCAAAUUUAUCAUUCCAAUGAUUUCUGGUUUCUGUAUUUUCUAUUGAGAAGUUGUCAAUUUAAUAAAAUUGUUGCUUCUUUGAUAAUGUC